GGUGGUAAAGGAGGAGAUCUCAGACGACAAUGCAAAGCUACCUUGCUUCAAUGGAAGAGUGGUGUCCUGGCUGGUCCUGGCUGAAAGCUCCCACUCUGACACUGGCUCCCAGUGCACCGAGAGCCACGCUGACCUUCCACCACCCAUUGAGAGAACAGGCGGCAUUGGAGACUCCCGGCCUCCAUCAUUCCAUCCAAAUGCUGCCAGCAGCCGGGAUGGCCUGGACAAUGAAACAGGAACAGAGUCGGUUAUUAGCCACCGACGAGACAGACAUCGACGGAGAAAUAGAGAAGGGCAUGAGGAUGUCCCUCGGAUCAAUGGCCAUCCGAAACUGGACAGACACCGUGAGCACCCUCCUGGUUAUGACAGCUCUUCUACCAUAAUGAGUAGUGAGCUGGAAUCCAGCAGCUUCAUUGACUCUGAUGAUGAUGACAACACAAGCAGGUUGAGUAGCUCCACUGAGCAAAGUACUUCAUCCCGGCUCAUACGGAAGCAUAAACGCAGGAGGAGGAAACAAAGGAUGCGGCAGAUUGACAGGUCGUCUUCGUUCAGCAGCAUCACUGAUUCUACCAUGUCCCUAAAUAUCAUCACGGUCACACUCAACAUGGAAAAGUAUAACUUCCUGGGAAUCAGCAUUGUAGGACAGAGCAAUGACCGGGGUGAUGGUGGCAUAUACAUUGGCUCUAUUAUGAAAGGAGGGGCUGUGGCAGCAGAUGGCCGGAUUGAACCAGGAGACAUGCUUCUACAGGUCAAUGAUGUCAAUUUUGAGAACAUGAGCAAUGAUGAUGCAGUACGGGUUUUACGGGAAAUAGUCUCCAAACCAGGACCUAUCAGCCUAACAGUAGCCAAAUGCUGGGACCCUACUCCCAGGAGUUAUUUCACCAUCCCCAGGGCUGAACCAGUGAGGCCAAUUGACCCUGCAGCGUGGAUCUCUCAUACCACAGCCAUGACGGGAGCGUACCCCCGUUACGGUAUGAGCCCCUCCAUGAGCAUCACCACAUCUACCAGCUCCUCACUAACAAGCUCAAUUCCCGAUUCGGAAAAAUUAGAAGAAUCUCCCCUAACUGUGAAGAGUGACAUGGCUACUAUUGUGAAGGUUAUGCAGCUACCAGACUCAGGCCUUGAAAUUCGGGACAGGAUGUGGUUAAAAAUUACUAUCUCCAAUGCAGUGAUAGGAGCAGAUGUGGUUGACUGGCUUUACACACACGUGGAAGGCUUCAAAGACCGACGGGAGGCUAGAAAAUAUGCCAGCAGCAUGUUAAAACAUGGCUACCUCAGGCACACUGUGAACAAAAUCACCUUCUCAGAGCAGUGCUAUUAUGUCUUUGGAGACCUCUGUGGCAAUAUGGCUGCACUGAACCUUAACAAUGGUUCAAGCGGAGCCUCGGAUCAGGAUACCCUUGCUCCACUUCCACAUCCUGCUGCUCCCUGGCCAUUAAGCCAAGGAUACCCAUAUCAGUAUCCUCUGCCCCCUCCAUGUUUUCCACCAGCAUACCAAGAUCCAGGCUUUAGCUACGGUAGUGGCAGUGCAGGGAGCCAGCAAAGUGAAGGAAGCAAAAGCAGCGGCUCGAACCGAAGCAACAGCGAGAGCAGCAGGAGGGCUCUUGGCAGAGAGAAGGACCGCAAGUCGGCUGGCAGCGGCAGCGAGUCUGACCACACUGCCCGCAGCGGCGGCGGUGCCAGUGUCGUGCGUCGGGAGAGGCCUGCCAGCCAGCUCAGCCACCGGAGGCAUGUCUCUGCCACCCACAGUGGGAGAAGCCACCACAGCCAUCAUUCUUACGGGCCUCCAGGAGUCCCACCCCUCUACAGUCUCCCCAAGCUGGGCUCCAAAGUCUACGGGACGAGCGGACCCCCCGGAGGGCCCCCCGUGAGGGAGCUGAGCUCUGUUCCUCCAGAGCUGACAGGGAGCCGGCAGUCCUUCCAGAAGGCUAUGGGCAACCCUUGUGAAUUCUUCGUCGACAUCAUGUGA
Messenger RNA from Phaethon lepturus (White-tailed tropicbird), 1969 nucleotides. RefSeq names its product dishevelled segment polarity protein 1 (gene DVL1). The record is from RefSeq and is a predicted model, not a curated record. NCBI's taxonomy places the organism in Eukaryota, Metazoa, Chordata, Aves, Phaethontiformes, Phaethontidae. Gene Ontology annotation, cellular component: cytosol. Gene Ontology annotation, molecular function: frizzled binding. Gene Ontology annotation, biological process: canonical Wnt signaling pathway; intracellular signal transduction. The annotation marks the transcript as partial. The transcript has 14 exons.